ACAUAGCAUGCGCACCACCAAUCAAAUCCGUCGUGCGAGGUCGCACAAGCGUUGUUUAUCAGCUGUUUUUGACAGUUUGACACAAUGCUCUAAGCCCCCAUUUCUUCAAAUUGUGCACAAAAGUAGAAUGAACAAACCAACAAUCAUCAGUGGAGAGGCUUCCGAAACCGACAGCGAAGAUGACACCCCCAGAAAGGAGCCCCUGAAAAUAACCGCCCCGAUUCAGGGGGCGGCCAUCACUGGAGAGGACUCGGAAUCGGAAAACGAGAACGACGCAAGCAUUUGCAGUGCUGUUUCGGCGCUCCAUGAAGCCAGUUCAAGGAAGGAAAACUGCGACAAAAGUGACUCGCUUCUCCACCAGAAAUUACGAGAGUGUAACGGAAAGUUGCACCAAGAUGUGGAAGGUUUUUGCCAGAACGUAAUAGGAGAGGCUGGGAAGAACCUAACCUCCAUUGACCAACAACUCAUAAAGUCGCAACUGACGCUGCAAAACGCUGUCACAUCGUUGAAGUCGCUCGGUGCCAACUCCCUCGCCAUUAAAAAUAAGCUCCAGUCCCUACUGUCGUCACAAUUUAUUCCCAACAUUAAAAUAAACAAGUAACUGUCCCCACGAUUCUAGACACUACAAGUUUUGUUGCCAACUGACCAACUUUGUAUUUGUUUUCAUAAACACUUCUUCCAAAUCA
Molecule: messenger RNA, 686 nt
Organism: Zophobas morio
Lineage: Eukaryota; Metazoa; Arthropoda; Insecta; Coleoptera; Tenebrionidae
Gene: Blos3
Product: biogenesis of lysosome-related organelles complex 1 subunit 3
Exons: 4
Coding region: 8-601 (197 amino acids)
Cellular component (GO): BLOC-1 complex
Source: RefSeq, a predicted model, not a curated record